Crotalus tigris (Tiger rattlesnake) is the source of this 2093-nucleotide messenger RNA. RefSeq names its product E2F transcription factor 6 (gene E2F6). Gene Ontology annotation, cellular component: RNA polymerase II transcription regulator complex. Gene Ontology annotation, biological process: regulation of transcription by RNA polymerase II. Bases 702 to 1313 code for a protein of 203 amino acids. Lineage: Eukaryota; Metazoa; Chordata; Lepidosauria; Squamata; Viperidae. Gene Ontology annotation, molecular function: protein dimerization activity; DNA-binding transcription factor activity, RNA polymerase II-specific; RNA polymerase II cis-regulatory region sequence-specific DNA binding. The transcript is spliced from 6 exons. The record is from RefSeq and is a predicted model, not a curated record.
AAGCAAAGCAAAAAAUAUAUAUGCAAGUAACAUAUUUAAAGAAUUUCUUUAAAAAAUUGAAAACAAACAAAAGGAAUUUUAAAACAUAAUAAAAAGGGCAUUCUAGAAGCAAUUCUCCCGUGAGAAACCUUGAAACCUCCAACUUGGAGAGUCCAGCAGGCAAAACGGGGAGGCGGCGGCCGCAGCCCCCAGACCCGAGCGGAUCCUCCGGCCCAUCGCAUACCACCCUGAGCGGCUACUCGACGCCGCCUAGAGUCGAAGACCAAGGUCGAAAGAGGUGCCCUCAGCUCCUCCCGCUUUGCCCUGAACAAGACGGAGGCUCUGCGUCGCUCCGGGGUUCAAACUCCCAGCGGCGCAUUUGCCCCCUUCGCGUUUUCGCCUGGAGAACCGGGACUUCCGCUCGGGAUCCUGGAAGCGGCGCGGGGCCCAAGGAAGGCGCUAUAAACCGGCUGCAGCACAGCCGGGGCGGUUCCCCGGAAGAGAACCGGGCGGCGCUUUGCUGUCUCUCCCUUCCACACACCCUCCCUUUCCCCCCCCCCAAUUGAGGCUGAGAAAGAAGCGCUUUUUUUUCUACCGGGCCGCUGUAGAGGGAGAAGCUGGACCAAGAUGGCCGCCCUGGCGUUGGGCCGGACCCGGGAGUGAGAGUAGGAGCAGCGGCAGCUGCGACUCCAGUCGCCGGCCUUGAAUUUGCUGCCAAAUCAAUGAAAGGCAGAAAGCCCCGUUAUGAUGGAUCUCUGGUUCAGCUGACCAGAAGAUUCAUGGAUCUUGUCAAAGCUGCUCCACAUGGAGUCCUUGAUUUGAAUGAAGUAUCUCGUUUGCUAGGAGUACGGAAACGAAGAGUAUAUGAUAUUACCAAUGUAUUGGAUGGAAUACAUCUCGUUCAGAAAAGAUCCAAGAAUCAUAUCCAAUGGGUGGGUUCAGAUAUUAAGCAUAUUACUAAACGAACACCAGAGCAACAGAAGUUAAGAGAUGAACUCCGUGAUUUGACAACAGUGGAAGCAGCAAUGGAUGAAUUAAUCAAAGACUGUGCUCAUCAGUUGUUUGACUUAACAGACGAUAAAGAAAAUGCAAAAUUAGCUUACGUGAACUAUCAAGAUAUCCAUAACAUUCAGACAUUUCAAGAACAGAUUAUUAUUGCAAUUAAGGCUCCAGAAGGAACCAGAAUGGAAAUACCCCCUCCUAAAGAAGACUGCAUAGAAGUACACGUUAGAAGCACAAAAGGCCCCAUUGACGUUUACAUAUGUGAGGUGUCGUUGGAUAAUCCAGACAUUAAAGCUGAAAAGACAGAUCAACUUUCAUGCGAAAGACAAUAGGCUGAUUUGCCGGAGUGGGUCACACGAAGAAUGGAAGAAAAAUGAAUGAUUUGAUUUCUAAGCUUCAGAUUCAAGGAUUUUCCAGGAUUUAAAUCAUUAUGGGCGAAUGCAGGUGUUCCUUUUAAUUUUGUUUUUUAAAAAGAAUGAAAUCGUGGACACUUCACCCGAGAACCUGCUUCCUGUUUCAGACCUUUCCAAUGGCAUAAAAGAGAAGAAUUAAAUGAACAUCUUUCCUUUAACCCCCUAUAUCAGAUUCAAGAUUUAUUUACCCUGGAAAAGUGACAGUUAACGUUAACACACAAAUGCAGACACACAUACUAAGGAAUACAGUUUAAGUAAGUCAGGCUUAAGUUUUACAAAAGUGGCUUAGGUUUGUCUUCUGAUACAAGGUUCAUAAGUCCACAUAGUAGCCGCCAUAAUUUAUUUCAUGUAAGUGGCUUUUUUUGCAGCUCAAUGAAUAAUAGCAUUUGGAUUACUUUUAUUGCUCUUUCAAAAGAUAUCUGUUUGGAAUUGAAGAAAUGUAUUUACAGUUGCUGCACAAUAGUUGCUCCAAAGUUGUUUUGAACAUGGAAUAAAAUGUAAAAAUCCAAAAGGGGAAAUGUUUUGUACAAGAAAACUAGACUACAUGAAAUAAGGUUUUAAAAAACAAGUCCGUAGAAAUUGAAAUUGCAUGGACCCAGCUUGCAUACAUCAUGUUUAAAUGGUCAUUAAAAGAGAAUUAGAGAGAACUGCACUCCUGAAUUUGUACAGCAAAUAAUAAAUGUGUAAAUAUGAUAAGAA